AUGCCACGCGUGUUUGGCCUGGUCAAGCCGGCAACCGAGCCCAGCCAGGGAAAGGAAAGCGUCUUCGACCUCUUCGCCAGCCUCAAGGCGCCGGGCAUGCGUGACUGGAAGCUGGUGGAUCCUUCGCUCGCCUCCACCUUCUCGAAGAAGGAGCUGAGCUUCAUUCUGCGACGCCACUCGAUCCAGCGGGGCGGGAAGAAGGAGGACCUUGCCCUCGAGCUCAUGGCGUUGAUAAGGUCCGACGGUCUUUCGGCGCCCGACGAUCCCAUCGUGGGGUUGUUCGCUGCCAACGUCGCGCCUGCCGAGUCGCAGGACGAGACCCAGGCGCCUCCCGGCUGGCUGGCCGACGGCGGAGCGGCGUGCAGCCAGAGCUUGGCGGCCGCUGAUGCACCGGCUUCGUUUGGCUUCUCAAACGGCAACGUCGAGUCGCAGACAGAGCAGCAGUCGCAGUCGCAGCAGUCGCCCUGGAUGGGCAUCGACCGCGUGCCAUCACAAGCGGCGGCCGUACAGCCAAAGGCAACCCUCCCGUCCACGCCCAGGACGGUCGUGCCGAGACCCUCGUCGCAGCACCCCGACUGCAUUACGCCGCCGGAUUUGGCACGAGAAGCGGUUGCGGUGGUGCAUCCGCCACGCCGCACGAUCGGUCUGAGCGCCGCGGAGCGGGAGCUGAUCGAUCGGCUCAAGAGCGAGGCCGCGGUUGCGGGCGCCAUUUGGCCAGACUUUGACGCCCUGCGGUUGGACUUCUCGCUGAUGCCGCGCAAGGCGAGCCGGAGUGACACUCUCUGCUCCAAGGUCGCUGCGUCUGCAUCGCGUGGCGUCGAUCGUGGCGGGGCCCUCUCCCCGAGUGCCGUGGGGCCACUCGCCCAUUCGCCUCCGGCGGCAGCUUCACUUGGUGCGCGGUCGUCCGGCGAGCCCGGCGUGGAACACUCUGCGCUCGCUCCAGAGCCAGCGCCGAAGCGGCCACGGCAGGGAAAGAGUGCCGAGGAGGUGAGCGAUCUGAUCAGCAAGGCACGGAGGAUCGUGCGCGGCGUCAGCGAGCAGCAAGCGGCUUCCGCGCUCGCCGCGGCCGACUACUGCCUGGGGCCAGCCUUGGCGGCGUUGCGGCGUGCACUCCAAGAGCAGCUGCGAAGCCGCGACGAGGCCGACGAGUCGAGCUCCUGUGUCGCCGCCGCCGACCGGAAGCGCCGCCCCGUGCAGCGCUCCCUCGGGCUCUGCUUCGCGGGCGGGCCGUCGCAGACGGCCGGCCUCGAGGACAGCGCCGGUUCGGGCGGCGGCUCUCGGAGCUGUGUCGGUCUCGAGCGACUGGAGCGGGGCGCAAGCGAGUGGCGCGAUGCGUGUGACUCGGGCUCCGAGACGACGAUGGGGGAGCGCUCGGACCUCGAUGAUGGCGAUGCCACCGAGCGGGAGGCCCGGUCAGAUGACGGCUCUGACGACGGGUACCACGCAGACGGGUACGGCUCGCUGUCGUGA
Molecule: messenger RNA, 1470 nt
Organism: Emiliania huxleyi CCMP1516
Lineage: Eukaryota; Haptophyta; Isochrysidales; Noelaerhabdaceae
Exons: 2
Coding region: 1-1470 (489 amino acids)
Source: RefSeq, a predicted model, not a curated record